Molecule: messenger RNA, 147 nt
Organism: Cetraspora pellucida
Lineage: Eukaryota; Fungi; Glomeromycota; Glomeromycetes; Diversisporales; Gigasporaceae
Source: the annotation of a GenBank genome assembly
AACGAACUUCUUGAAGUUCUUAUCAAAACUACUCUUGCCAUGAUUAUCGAAAUCAAUUUCGCUUCUGAAGUAGAAAUAAUUACAGAAACAGAAGUUAGUCACAAGACAGAAACUAUUAUAGAUUCGACUGAGCCUCUUCCCGAAAAU